AUGCCUCUACACGUGCAGAGUCCUGAUGGCGAAGAGACCGCCGGCCAGCGAAAGGACCAUUUCGAAGCCCCCGUACAACUAACUCGACCCGUAAACCUAGCCAUGCGAAACCGCGUUCCACGCUACCUCUUCCGCGCCUUUGACGAAUCCAGCGGCGGCGGCCGCGAAUUAUCCGUCAUCAACGCAACCGAGAUCAUACCCCGAGGCUACAUGAACCGCCGGCAAGUCACCGGGUUUUACGAAAAACAGGAGAAAGAACUGCAUGCCAUGGUGCAAGCCCACUUCUCCGCCGACGAAGACGUUCUGACUGAGUUCAGCUCGUGGGCUGCUUCUCUCCACACAGUUCUCUGCUAUGCGUAUACUUGCUCCCUGUCGUGUAGGGAGGUUCACGUUGCUGUGAUUGAUCGCGAGAGGCUGCAUGGCGAGGUGAGGAUUUGGUGGGUGCCGCAUCUUUUGGAUCCGGGUGAGUAUCAUGGCGAGCAUGAGUAUUUGGCGCAUGGGUGUAUCCGGGGGCCGGGAUAUACGGCGGUGCCCUUUAAGAAUCUGAUGGUUGGUGGGCUUUGCCCUACUGUCUUUCCUGAACUCACGGGUUGGGGGAAGGGGAGGUCUCCCGACUUCGGCGACGGAUUGAGAGACAAGAUGUUUGGGGAGGAGUUGGUCGGAUACUACGACUAUCAGACUGAACGUAUCAAGCAAAUAGGCAAGUUGUUUGGAGACCUCUCUUCGCCGGUCAUGCUCGCGUUGCUGACUCUGAGGCCGCGAUACCUUGCUCAAGCUUCUGUGCCUGUCAAUGAUGAGGCAAUGGCGCAAGAAGAUUUUGUGGACUGGCUGAUUAUAGCGUUGGACAUUCAACCUCUUGAUUUCGAUCCCGAAGAGGAAGAUUGGUGUCAGCGAGGGGUGGUUUACACACGCGAAGAGGGCGAUUGGAAGGCUUAUCCGGAUGUUGAACAGUGGAUCAAACUGCUUCGUUUGAUCGGCGAGCGUCAGUCUCGACAAAGCGCAGAAGAAGAGAAGAGGAGUGGAAUUGAUGGUGAAGAGGAAAGCGAUGUUCACGAUGGAACUAUGCAAGACCGGUUAACAGAGUCUGAUUUGCAGGAUCUGGACGAGGAAGAUUUGGACGAGGAGAUGUUGAGCGAUGAGGAGCUGGACGAUGAAUCGGAUGUUGAAGAUUGA
Messenger RNA from Alternaria conjuncta, 1173 nucleotides. RefSeq lists its product as uncharacterized. Lineage: Eukaryota; Fungi; Ascomycota; Dothideomycetes; Pleosporales; Pleosporaceae. The coding region runs from base 1 to 1173 and encodes 390 amino acids. The record is from RefSeq and is a predicted model, not a curated record. The transcript has 2 exons.